Molecule: messenger RNA, 1598 nt
Organism: Lethenteron reissneri (Far Eastern brook lamprey)
Lineage: Eukaryota; Metazoa; Chordata; Hyperoartia; Petromyzontiformes; Petromyzontidae
Product: chitinase-like protein 3
Biological process (GO): chitin catabolic process; carbohydrate metabolic process
Cellular component (GO): extracellular region
Molecular function (GO): chitinase activity; chitin binding
Source: RefSeq, a predicted model, not a curated record
UCGAUCUCUGUCACGUCCGACAAGUCCCAGCGUCCUCGUCGAGUCUGCAACGCCGAUGAGCACGGGCCACCGUGCACAGAGGAAGUCACCCGGGCAGUCUCUGCGGGCCCACCGAGGAUACCUCGCCACCCCAACAGGGUUCCGAGGGGACCAUGAGGUCACCCGUGAGGCAGGCGCCUCUGACCUCCUAUUUGGCCGCGCUUCUGGCGAUCUGCACCCUUCCGCCAGCGCAAGCCUCAGACUUCAAGAAGAUCUGCUACUUCGCCAGCUGGGCGGAGGAACGCCUCGGCGCGGGCAGUUUCGGCGCGGGCAACGUGGACCCGUUCGCGUGCUCCCACGUCCUGUUCGCGUUCGGCGUGAUGGACGAUGCGUUCUCCGUCCAGCCGGCACGAGGCGACGACCCCACCGCAUACCGGCUGCUCACGGCACUCAAGGAGAGGAACCCGGAGCUUCAGGUGUUGCUGUCGGUUGGCGGCUACGUGUUCGGGGUGGAGAGGUUCUCGGCGAUGGCAUCGAGGAGGGAACACAGGAAAGCGUUCAUCGCGUCCGCUGUCGACUUCCUGCGCACGUACGGCUUCGACGGCCUCGACCUCGACUGGGAGUACCCGGCGCAGAGGGGCAGCCCCGCAGUGGACAAGCAGCGCUUCACGUCCCUGCUCAAGGAGCUGCGGACUGCCUUCGACGACGAGGAGGCGCUGGCCCAGGGUAGGCCGCGGCUGCUCCUCGCCGUGGCCGUGUCGCCCAUCGCGAGCAUAGUCGACGGCAGCUACGAGGUGGAGAAGAUUCACCAGUACCUGGAUUUCAUCAACGUCAUGUGCUACGACAUGCAGAACUGGAACGGACAAACCAGUCACCACAGCCCCCUCUUCUCCUCCUCCCUCUACCCGGAGCAGACCACGACGGAGUCAGCCGUGAAGCUGUGGCUGGACAGGGGCGUGCCCCCCUCCAAGCUCGUGGUGGGGGUGCCGGCCUACGGCACGACGUUCACUCUGAGCGGUGCCGGAACGGCGCUCGGAGCGCCGACCUCCGGACCCGGCGAGGCCGGCGCGUUCACGGGCACGGAGGGGACGCUCGCCUACUACGAGGUGUGCCAGCGUCUGCGCCAGGACCAGUACAACGCGGAGUGGCUGGAGGAGCAGGCGGUGCCCUACGCUCACCUGGAUGACCAGUGGCUGGGCUACGACGACACGCGCAGCUUCACCUACAAGCUGUGUUGGCUAAAGAGCAAGGGUCUUGCUGGCGCCGUUCUCUGGUCCCUGGAUUUCGACGACUUCACUGGGACCACGUGCCAGCAGGGGAGACACCCUCUCCUGAGCGCCAUGAACAGAGUCCUCGACACCCGCACAGGUAAACUCGACAACCACACAGGUAACCUCGACAUCCGCACAGGUAACUUUGACGCCCGCACAGGGACCUACGAUGAGUGCCUGGCCUCCAUGCUGAACCGCACGGAGGAGGUCUUAGAACCACUGCCCUCCGCGUCCUUCGACUAUCCGGGCCGUGCGGAGCGGAUGCGUCGUCACGCCUCGCUCCAGCUCGUCCUGAUGCCGCCGCUUCUACUCCUCGCCCUCCUCCUGGUCGACGUUAAUUGGCGCUAA